GAAACCUGACCAUGGAGGGACAGAAGCUGUCGUCCUACGGAAAACGCUUUGGCUCACAAACCACCUCUGUCCAUCAUGCCCUGAGAUUCUCGCCUGGCCGCAGGUACCUGCCUUCAAAUCCCACCACCCGGUUCUCUGUCACCAAGCUGAAGACGGCCAGCCUCAGCUUCCGUGCUGGUCCCAAAUAUUCCCCAGACAAGGUGGAUUUCUCCUUGGCGGAUGCCCUCAACACAGAAUUCAAGGAGACUCGCACCAAUGAGAAGGUGGAGAUGAUGGAGCUGAAUGACCGCUUUGCCAGCUACAUAGAGAAGGUCCGCUUCCUGGAGCAACAGAACAAAGUUCUGGCUGCCGAGCUCAACCAAAUCCGGGACAAGGAGCCCACUAAGCUGGCUGACAUCUACCAGGAAGAGAUGAGGGAGCUUCGCCGUCAAGUGGACCAGCUCUCCAGUUCCAAAGCCCGGCUGGAGAUUGAGAGGGACAAUCUGUUGGAGGACCUCAACAAUCUCCGGCAAAAGUUACAGGACGAGAUUAAUCUGCGCCUGGAAGCCGAAAACAAUUUGUCUUCCUACAGACAGGAUGUGGAUGAUGCUGCGCUGGUCCGCAUAGACCUGGAACGGAAAAUUGAAUCCCUGCAAGAAGAGAUCAACUUUUUAAAGAAAGUGCACGAUGAGGAGCUGCGUGAGCUGCUGGAACAGCUGCAGCAGCAGCAAGUCCACAUCGAGAUGGACGUGGCCAAGCCGGACCUCUCCUCUGCCCUGCGGGAGAUCCGCAUCCAGUACGAGUCCAUGGCCUCUAACAACAUGCACGAAACCGAGGAGUGGUACAAGUCCAAGUUCGCAGAUCUGACUGAUGCAGCAGCUCGAAACAUUGAAGCCCUGCGCCUGGCUAAGCAAGAAGCCAAUGAGUACCGCCGGCAACUGCAGGCCCUCACCUGUGACUUGGAGUCCCUGAGAGGAUCGAAUGAAUCACUGGAGAGGCAGUUGAGAGAGAUGGAAGACCGCUAUUCCCUGGAGACAACCAGCUACCAUGACACGGUGAUCCGGUUGGAGGAAGACACCCACACUCUCAAGCAGGAAAUGGCCCGGCACCUUCAGGAAUACCAGGACCUUCUGAAUGUCAAAUUGGCACUGGACGUUGAGAUUGCCACCUACCGCAAGCUUCUGGAGGGAGAGGAAAGCAGGAUCACCAUCCCAGUGCAGACUUUCUCCAACCUUCAGAUCCGAGAAACGAGUCUGGACACAAAAUCUGUUUCUGAGGCCCACCUGAAGAGGAGCAUAGUGGUCAAAACGGUGGAGACCAGAGAUGGCGAGGUGAUCAAGGAGUCUACCCAGGAGCACAAGGAGGUGGCGUGAAAACUGCAGCCAUGCGGUAGAGGAAGACGCCUGUAG
Euleptes europaea (tarantolino) is the source of this 1388-nucleotide messenger RNA. RefSeq names its product glial fibrillary acidic protein (gene GFAP). Bases 12 to 1352 code for a protein of 446 amino acids. Gene Ontology annotation, cellular component: intermediate filament; cytoplasm; cell projection. The record is from RefSeq and is a predicted model, not a curated record. Gene Ontology annotation, biological process: intermediate filament organization; regulation of chaperone-mediated autophagy. NCBI's taxonomy places the organism in Eukaryota, Metazoa, Chordata, Lepidosauria, Squamata, Sphaerodactylidae. Gene Ontology annotation, molecular function: structural constituent of cytoskeleton. The transcript is spliced from 9 exons.